UAAAUUCUAUGCGUUCUUUGGAUAGUUAAUUGGAAUUAAAAUGUGAUCAUGUUGAAACUGUUUAUCACGAAGUUUGUUUUCUUGAUAAUAUUUAUUGUCAAACUGGACCUCUUAGCCGCACAACUAAAAAAGACAUGGGUAUGCAUAUGCAUGGAAGAACUGUCUUCUAACCUUGAUGAUCCCCUCAUCAUUCAGAAUGCCGGUGAUGGAACAGAACGUCUAUUUGUUGGCGAGCAAAAGGGUGUAAUACAUAUACUCAACCAAAAUGGAGUUAAGUCUACAAAACCAUUCUUAAAUCUAACAGAUAAAGUCUUGAAUGGAGGUGAAAGAGGCUUACUUGGAUUGGCCUUUCAUCCUAACUUCAAGAAAAAUCGUCGUUUUUUUGUUUACUAUUCCAGUAGAGCUAAACCAAAAAACUCAUCAGAUGACCACGUAGCUCGUUUAUGCGAAUUCAGUGUAUCUCGACAGAAUCCAGGUAUUGCUGAUAAGUCGUCAGAAAAAUUAAUCAUGGAAAUACAACAACCAUUCAGUAAUCAUAAUGGAGGAGAGAUAAUAUUUGGAGACGACAGUUAUCUUUAUAUAUUUCUUGGUGAUGGAGGUUCUGGAGGAGACCCAAGAGGAUUUGCUCAAAAUACGCUAUCCUUACUGGGAAAGGUUUUGAGAAUAGACAUAAAUAAAAUUGGCAGCAGAAGGGGUUAUGUCAUACCGCCAGAUAACCCUUUUAUAAGGAAGCGACGGACCUUCAGACCAGAAAUAUAUGCUUACGGUGUCAGAAAUAUCUGGAGAUGCGGAAAGGAAUCAGGUAAAAAGAAUGGAAGAAUAAUGUGUGGUGAUGUUGGACAAAAUAGAUUCGAAGAAAUUGAUUUACUUCAAAAGGGAGCUAACUAUGGAUGGAAUGAUCGAGAAGGAUUUGAAUGUUUUAAGAAUAAGACGUGCGGAAAAACUGGACCGGAAGUUAAACCUGUAUUUGCCUACUCACACGACAUCGGAAGUUCAGUUAUCGGCGGUCAGUUUUACAGCGGAUGUCUAAACCCUAGACUACGUCGGUUUUACAUAUUCGGAGACUUUAUGAAUGGAAAAUUGUUCCGUCUGUUUGAGAAACCAAGGAAAAAGAAAUGGAAUGGACGAGAACUACGACUUUGUGAUUCAACACUGUGUUCUCCGCCUCUUACUAACACAUAUGAAAGUUAUAUAACAUCUUUUGGACUAGACGAAUCAGGAGAAGUAUACAUGGUGGCACGAGGUGGAACGAACUCUGGAAAGCUCUAUAGAAUUGUUGAUCCUGUGAGAAAUGGCGAUCCCAGAAAGUGCAAAGCAGCAAAAGCAUUGCAAACAAAAAGGAAAUACCUCAAAAAAGGAUAAGUUAAUCCAACCAAAGCAAGAAGACAUACCUCAUUUGUAUCAAAUUGCAAAUGAAAAGAAAUAACUAAAAGAUAAAUAAAUAAAUAUAGAUACAUCAUACUUGUAUGAUCGUAACAAAAGCA
Messenger RNA from Mytilus californianus (California mussel), 1484 nucleotides. Its product is annotated as HHIP-like protein 2. The record is from RefSeq and is a predicted model, not a curated record. NCBI's taxonomy places the organism in Eukaryota, Metazoa, Mollusca, Bivalvia, Mytilida, Mytilidae. Bases 49 to 1362 code for a protein of 437 amino acids. The transcript has 9 exons.